AUGAGACGUGAUUACUACUACGGGUGUUUUUUUGAAGCGGAACAUAAACGGGGCUGGCAUUUUUACAAACAAGGACUGCAAGCAAAAUGCGUGUGGACACAUUAUCGAUCAGAAACCGUUCUGCCAUUGGCCGCUUUCCAUCUGGUACACUUGCGCUGGAUGAGCCAGAGACAGCGAACCCAGAGAAGACAGAAUGGACCUGCAGUAGAUGGUUCCGCCGGUGCUGCUGUUGCCGCCGCAAAAGAACUGAUGCUGAUGUCACGGACACUGUUGUCACAGAUGUCAUUCCAGAAGGAUCAAUAGAACACCUUGAUAUGAAAGGUGUUUUAUUGGAGGUACAUUCCAUAGACCUUCUCAAAUCCAAGACAGGACAGAACCGAGUGGAGCAUCAUACAGACCGUUACCAUAGUGAACAACUUAUCAUCCGCAGAGGCCAGACUUUUCAGAUGUCGAUUGAGCUCUCACGACCUUUUAACCCGAAGACAGACAAACUUCACUUAGAGCUGAGACUAGGUAAUCUCCCAGAUGUAUCAAAACGCACACUUGUGAUUGUUCCUUUGGUUGAGGACCUGCAGGACAAUUGCUGGGAAGCCAAGAUUAUUGAACAGAUAGGCAAUAAAAUCAAACUGUCUGUGAACUCUCAGUCAACUGCUGCUAUUGGCAUAUACAAGCUCACUGUUGCAACACACUCCCUAAUGGGCGAGGCCAUGUCACCUUACAACUCUGACAAUGACUUGUACAUGCUGUUCAAUCCCUGGUGUGAAGAUGAUGCUGUGUACAUGGAUAAUGAGGAAGAGAGGAAAGAGUAUGUUCUGAAUGACAUGGGCAUAAUUUAUUAUGGAACUGAGUUACAGAUCGGAGACAGACCAUGGAAUUUUGGCCAGUUUGAUAAAUCCAUCCUGACUGCCUGUCUGUUUUUGCUGGAAAAAAGUGGAGCUCCUGCGUCUGGAUGGGGAGAUCCAGUUAAUGUGGUCAGGAUUGUGUCUGCAAUGGUCAACUCCCCUGAUGACAAUGGUGUGUUGGCAGGUAAUUGGUCAGGUAAAUAUGAGGAUGGAACAGCACCCACAGUCUGGAGUGGUAGCAGUGACAUCCUGAGACAGUACCAUGUCAAUGGAGGAACACCAGUUAGAUACGGACAAUGCUGGGUCUUCUCAGGAGUCACCACCUCAGUGCUGAGGUGUCUAGGAAUUCCCACCCGUAGCGUUACAAACUUCAGCUCUGCUCAUGACACUGAUGUUUCCUUGACAACUGAUGUUUAUUUAGAUGAGAACUAUGAGCCAAUCGAAGAGCUUAAUCAAGAUUCUGUCUGGAACUUUCAUGUGUGGAAUGACUGUUGGAUGGCCCGUCCAGACCUUCCCGCAGGUAUGGGGGGCUGGCAGGCUGUAGAUGCAACUCCUCAGGAGACCAGCCAAGGUGUUUUCUGCUGUGGCCCUGCCUCUGUCACAGCUGUCCGGAACGGACAUGUUUUCCUCAAGCAUGACACACCGUUUGUAUUUGCAGAGGUAAACAGUGAUAAAGUCUACUGGCAACGGAAGGCUGAUGGGACCUUCACUCAGGUCAAAGUUGAGAAGAAAGCAGUAGGUCACUUUAUUAGCACUAAAGCUGUGGGCUCUGAUGAACGUGAGGACAUCACACACCUCUACAAACACCCAGAAGAUUCAGAGGAAGAGCGCAUUGCUGUGGAAACAGCUUGUAAAUAUGGCUCCAAGGCAGGAGUUUAUGCUGUCCCUAGUGCUGAAGAUGUCACCUUGCAGAUCAGUAUGGAGGGGGAAGAACCUCGACUUGGUGCAGAUGCUACACUGACCAUCACAAUAAAGAACUUAAGCUUAGAACCACGCAGUGUCAAUCUUAACGGCCAGGUGGCAGUAGUGUACUACACUGGGGUGCAUAAAUCUGCAGUGAAAAAAGACCAGAUACCUGUUGAACUUCAGCCCAAUGAAGUUGAGAAUGUGGAGUGGAGUUUGCUGUAUGAUCACUAUAAAGACCAACUGGUGGACCAGGCAAUUGUGAUGCUCACUAUCACAGGACGGGUCGCUCAGACGAAACAGGUUCUGGCCACCCAAUUCAGUUUCAGACUGCGCACACCUGACAUUGUCAUUACUCCUGAUGGGGAUGCCGUAGUUGGCAAAGAGUUGAAGGUUACGUUUGUUUUCCGGAACCCACUUCGCCGAAAAUUGAAAAAUGUGAAGUUUCGCAUCGAAGGACUGGGAUUGCAGAGUGUGAGGGAGGUUUCCUAUGGCAAUGUAGAAAGCCUGGCCACAGUUACAUUGACAGAGAAGUUUAUUCCAAUGGAGGCUGGACCACAGAAACUUCUGGCUUCACUUGACUGCCAUCAGCUAACUCAGGUGCAUGGAGUCACCAGCAUCAUUGUCAAAGCAAUGUGAAGUAUCUCUUGAAGAAAAUGCUUUGCACUGGAGCUUCAGAGGUUGUAAAAUUAAUUUGGAAAAUUGGAGAUCUCAAUCUAUGACACUGUCUUCUCCAGCCACGAGUGAGUGUUUUACCCAGAUUAAGAGUUAAGGCCUUUUUACUCCAAUCACUCAAGAUGAAGCACUAUGCAACACUUGACACAUUUGAGACCUAAUACUGCUGGAUUUUACCUUUUACUGAGUUAUUAUAAUAACUACCUGUAUUUGUUUUAAAUAUGAUGUUAAUUUAACAGUUUAUGAUCUAAUAAAUUUAACAAUUAUUUAUUUUUCUUAUAUAAACUAAAUGUCAGCAUGAUAUUGUGUUUUUGCUUUUAAAAGUUUUUUUUAUCAUAUUUGUUAAAUGUUUUUAUCCUUUUACAAUUGUCCACUAAAACAAUCACAAAAUGUAUUUUUGUAACAGCAUGUUGUAUGUGUUCUUCUAGGUUUUAGCGAUUACUGCAUAUUUAAUCAAUCUAUGGAUCAAUAAACAGCAUGCACUAUUGCACAAAAUACUUGAUUCUGCUAUGCAGUUUUAAUUUCUUGAGGGUUCUAGCACCUUCUCUUUGUUGGAAUUGCUAUUAAAUAAUUGAACUGACUGACAUGACUAAAGUGAACAACAGUACCAGAAACGUUUCUC
This is a messenger RNA of Myxocyprinus asiaticus (Chinese sucker), 3042 nucleotides long. It is a transcript of the gene tgm1, whose product is annotated as transglutaminase 1, K polypeptide. Gene Ontology annotation, biological process: peptide cross-linking. NCBI's taxonomy places the organism in Eukaryota, Metazoa, Chordata, Actinopteri, Cypriniformes, Catostomidae. The record is from RefSeq and is a predicted model, not a curated record. The coding region runs from base 87 to 2384 and encodes 765 amino acids. The transcript is spliced from 14 exons. Gene Ontology annotation, molecular function: protein-glutamine gamma-glutamyltransferase activity.